AUGUCUGGUAGGCCAAAGGUCAAUAGAAUGAGACAUGUUAGUCAAAAUGAAGGAAAGUUUGGUACAAUAAGAGUACAAACCCCAAGAACUAUAAGAAAGGAUACAAGAAUGCAACCAGGGGACCAAUUCCUAUGCCAACAAAGAAGAACAGAAGGAAAAAUAAGGAACAAUGUGAACCAACUAAAGCAUCAGUUGAUACAUUUGAGAGGUAACAUAGAUGCUCAUGUUGAACGUAAGGUAUUUGAGGGGAAAAUGAAAGAUUUUCUUGACAAUAAAUAUAUUAAUGAUGACAGUUUGAUUGAGAUGAUGUCUAAUUAUGAAGAGAAAGGCAUUGAUAAUGAAGACCAACAACAAGAUUCUACAAUGAAUGAAGUGGUAUUAACCAACUCAGAAGUUUGUGUUAGACAACUAAAGCCUAAUGAUGAAUGUGAUGAGGUUGUGGAUACAAUUAAUCAAAUUCUACAAGGUAUAAAUGAAAUGGAUCAAUUUCAUGAAGGUAAUGAUGAAAAAUGUAAUGAGGAUGUUGAACUUGGCAUGAAUAAAACACUUGAUGAGGUUAGAGAUGUAAUGUAUGAUAUUUUUCAAGGUAAUGAUGAAAAAAAUGAAUAUGAGAAUGAGGAUAAUCUUGAACUUGAAUUCACUAAGGGAAAUGCAAGUGAUAUUCUUCCAAAGAUGUUGAGGAUCGAUAUUCAAUAUGUUGAGGAUGGUGUUAUAACUGAUGGUAAGAUGGAGGGAAAUGAGGAUGAUAGUCUUAUAAAUAAUGGUGUGAUGGAGGGAAAUAAGGGUAAUAGUCUUAUAAAUUGUGGUAAGGGUGAUAGUAGUGAGCAACUGCAGUACGAGGCACAUAUGGAGGGAAAUAAUGUUGAUGAUGAAGGGAAUAUACAACUCAGAAGGACAAAAAAAACCUCGGAAAGGAUCAUCCUAUAA
This is a messenger RNA of Lactuca saligna, 927 nucleotides long. Lineage: Eukaryota; Viridiplantae; Streptophyta; Magnoliopsida; Asterales; Asteraceae. The record is from the annotation of a GenBank genome assembly.